Messenger RNA from Papaver somniferum (opium poppy), 1133 nucleotides. Its product is annotated as nudix hydrolase 18, mitochondrial-like. Gene Ontology annotation, cellular component: cytoplasm; nucleus. Lineage: Eukaryota; Viridiplantae; Streptophyta; Magnoliopsida; Ranunculales; Papaveraceae. The record is from RefSeq and is a predicted model, not a curated record. Bases 210 to 770 code for a protein of 186 amino acids. The transcript is spliced from 4 exons. Gene Ontology annotation, molecular function: pyrophosphatase activity.
CUCAUUCAUUCCAACCGCAAUUCACUUAUCCAAGAAGAAGAAGAACCCCUUUUCAUCACCUUACAUUGUGUCUCCAUUGUUAUCUUCUCCUUCUCUUACAGAAUUUUUCUAAUUCUAACUAUAACAAAAGGAGAUAUUCUUGUCUGGGUUUUUUAAAUUUCUUCAAAAAAAAUUUAUCUAGAAUCUACAGAGAAACUUUGUGUUUGAAAAUGGUGGCUUUAGUUUCACGUACUGGAAGACAACAUCAGAGAUAUAAUCUUAAAGGGUGUCGCCAAGUUGUUGGAUGUAUACCAUACAGAUACGACGAUGAAGAUCAAUUAGAAGUUCUUGUGAUUAGUUCACAGAAGAAUCAUAAAAUGUUAUUCCCAAAGGGAGGUUGGGAGAUUGAUGAGUCAAUGGAAGAGGCAGCACUACGAGAAACGUUAGAGGAGGCGGGUGUAACAGGAGAAGUUAAGUGUAAAUUGGGGGAAUGGAGCUUCAAGAGCAAAAGAUAUGAUACAUUUUAUGAAGGUUACAUGUUUUCUUUACGAGUCGAGGAUGAAUUGGAAUCUUGGGCAGAAUCGCAUGUCCGGACAAGAAAAUGGAUGACAGUGAAAGAUGCAAGAGAAAUUUGUCAGCAUUGGUGGAUGAAGGAAGCAUUAGAUGUAUUAAUCCAGAGACUCUCACCUUCGCAACAAAAAGACGAUGAUACCGUAGAAGAAGAAGAUAUUGUUGACGUCGAACAAGAAGAAGAAGAUGAAGACUUAUCACCAACAUGUAUGCUUAGCUAGAAUGGAGGAGGAGAAUUUUGUACAUACAACGAACUUUGUGUUGCACAAAUUGUAGGAGGAGGCAGAGAGGACUGCUCACUUGUAGUUGUUCCUUGCUUUUGACGAGUUCAUGCACUUGAAUAUAGAGACAGGGAAAGAGGGAGUUGUUUAUCCUGGAAUUGAUCGUGCGCUGCUGACAGAAACUAGAACUAGGCUAAGUUUGAGCAAGAUGUCUACUACAUUCCAACUCUUGUUCCAUUGAUUCUUUUUAUGUUUAGGUUCAGUGUAGCUCUUGUAACUGAAUGGCAUUGAAUUGAACUUUCCACAAGAAAUACACCCAGUGUUGUCUUACGUUGUACCAUUUAUUCAUUUGCCUUGCCAAAA